This is a messenger RNA of Fragaria vesca subsp. vesca, 1757 nucleotides long. Its product is annotated as serine/threonine-protein phosphatase PP1 isozyme 9-like. The transcript has 4 exons. Bases 386 to 1354 code for a protein of 322 amino acids. The record is from RefSeq and is a predicted model, not a curated record. Lineage: Eukaryota; Viridiplantae; Streptophyta; Magnoliopsida; Rosales; Rosaceae. Gene Ontology annotation, molecular function: protein serine/threonine phosphatase activity. Gene Ontology annotation, cellular component: nucleus; cytoplasm.
AGGGAAGAAAACAAUAAAGAAAAGCAACAAGAGAUAAAGAAACAUUCAGUGCCAACCCCAUUAUUAGCUUCCUUCAAUAUUUCAACGAUCUCUGCUCCCCAAUCUUCCUCUGUUCCUGUUCUUUCAAUCCAAAACUUGAUCUCACUUGGGCAUUUCUUUCUGUUCUUCUUCGUUUAUUUAUUUAUUUCUUCAAAUUUUGCAGCUGUCUCAAUCCAAGAUGUGAAACUCUUGAGUUUCCUUUGUUGACCCAAUUCGUCUUUCUUAAAAAAUGUGUUCUUGAAUCAUCUCUCUGAAUUUUCACGUAGCUGGUUUCUGAUAUCUCUGUUUUUCAUAUAAAUAUCUUUGGAUCAAUUCCAAGAAUUUAAAUCUGGGUUGUAGAAGAGGGAUGAUGAUGAUGACAAUGGAGGGAAUGAUGGAUAAAGGUGUGUUGGAUGAUAUUAUAAGGAGGCUAUUGGAAGGCAAAGGAGGAAAACAAGUGCAGCUUUCAGAGGCAGAGAUCCGUCAACUUUGCGUCAACGCCCGCCAAAUCUUCCUUUCUCAGCCUAAUCUUCUUGAGGUUCGAGCCCCAAUUCACAUAUGCGGUGAUAUACAUGGACAAUACCAAGACCUACUGAAAGUAUUUGAACAGGGGGGUUACCCUCCAGCUGCAAACUACCUGUUUCUCGGAGAUUAUGUGGAUCGAGGCAAGCAAAGCUUGGAGACAAUUUGUUUACUUCUGUCCUACAAAAUAAAAUACCCUGACAAAGUCUUCCUUUUAAGAGGAAACCAUGAAGAUGCAAAGAUUAACCGGAUAUAUGGGUUCUAUGACGAGUGUAAAAGGCGGUUCAAUGUUAGGCUUUGGAAAAUUUUCACUGACUGCUUUAAUUGUUUGCCUGUGUCUGCACUUAUUGAUGGGAAGAUACUUUGUAUGCAUGGUGGGCUCUCACCAGAGUUGGAAAACUUGGAUCAAAUAAAGGAACUUCCAAGGCCGACUGACAUUCCAGAUAAUGGUCUGUUAUGUGAUUUGCUUUGGUCUGAUCCUGAUGCUAGAAUUGAUGGCUGGGCAGAGAGUGAUCGUGGUGUUUCCUGUACUUUUGGAGCAGAUAGAGUUAUUGACUUUUUAGACAAGAAUGACCUUGAUCUCGUCUGUCGGGGUCAUCAGGUGGUUGAGGAUGGUUAUGAAUUUUUUGCGAAACGAAGAUUAGUCACUAUAUUCUCAGCUCCCAACUACGGAGGGGAGUUCGAUAAUGCCGGCGCUCUAAUGAGUGUUGAUGAAGCUCUACUGUGUUCGUUUGAGAUACUUAAAUCAAGUGCUGAUGAAGCCUCAAGUAGUCGUUUAACUCUUAAAAAGCCGCCUAAAGCUGGAAAGAUCUGAAGAUUUGGAGAUUUCUCUCAGCUCCAUUAAGAAACCCAACAAAAUCAACCAAUGAUUCGAAUUCUUCUAAUAGAUGACCUUGCACGAUAAGGGAGAAGCAUGAUCAUAUUGAUCAACUCAGGAGAAGCUCGAGCCUAUUGGAAGAUAUCUGAUAAGUCAAUUGCGCGGAAGUGUUGAUGAAAUUUGUACGUCAGAACUGCAUAUGCUUGUGCAGGGAAGAGGUUUUUAGUUUUGACUUCUUUUGGUCAAUAUUUGCUAAUUAGAUUUUGAGGGUACAGAUUAAGAAUGGUUUGCUUUGCUUAUUGUUCGGCAUGUGUAUAUUUAGUUUCAUGAUAGCAUUUUACGGGGAACUACUUCACUAACUAUUCUAGUAGCUUUUUUCUUUUUCACGGUAUGCACUUGU